AUGGCAGGACAUGUACUGCAACAUCCACCAACAUACGCUAUGACUCAUCGCCCUGGGCAUGUCGAUGUGUUGCCACAGUGCGAGACACCAGAAGAAUUUAUUGUACGUACGAGCCCGCGCUUACGUGUGUUUCAGCAUGAUUAUGUCUCUGAUGAUGUAUUCGAAUCCCCCAUUACCACAGAGUCUGCUCUUGCUUCUCAUGUUCAAGAAACGUCAAACGCUUCUUCACGCGACGUCGUAAACUCGGCAUCAUAUGCUGCGACCCAAGCCGUUACACCAGAUAUGACUCCCUCUCAUGAGGAGGUCCAUACCUAUUCUUCUACCUCCUCUUCAGAUGGAUUGAGUUGGGGUACCGGCAAUGAAACGAGCACUCUUUUGGAUCUUGAUUUCGCGUCAAAUCAGUCUCCAGCCACCCCUGAACGCAUGGAUCCGCUAUUGUAUGUGCCCCUAUUUGAAGAGACGUUAUCGAACACACAUGAAUCACUUCACAAUUCGCCAUUUGUUGAAGACAAGCAGCCUUUGGUUUCCGAUGCUAGCAUCAAUCCAAAAAUGCUCUUGCCUGCUGCAUCUGAACGGAAGAUCGGUGCGCCAGUGACUUCAUCAUACGUCUCUCAAGAACCACUUGCCCCAAUCAAGAACGAGUCUGAAUCAGAUGUGUGCGAUCUUGAUACCAAAACUACGAAUUCUACUAUCACGACGUCCGCAUUCACGGCAUUUACGCCGAUGCGCCUGGGUGCUGCUGAGGAAUUCGCACGCCCAAGCAGUAAAUGCGUAGGCUCUUUGCCGCGUCAACGAAGCCACAGUCCCAGCUUAGACCUUGAUGAUCUGCGUCCAUCGUUGGAGGAAUACAAUAAACUAUCGAGUAAAGAAAAACGGCAGCUACGAAACAAAAUUUCCGCUCGCAACUUCCGAAACCGACGCAAAGAGUACAUCACGCUACUAGAGGACCAGCUCAAAGAGCGGGACUCAGUCAUUCGACACCUUCAAGACCAACUUUCGUCUAUUCGAUUGGAAAAUCAUCACCUCCAAGAAGAAUUACGUUCACAACGCCCUCGCACUGUUUCAGCGGUUGAUGUAUCAAAAUUCCUCAGUGUUCUUCAACGCAGUGCGAGCUCAGCGUCCGACCUGCCGGACGUUAAUGCCAACCAGAAUAGGCCUGUGUCUCGUUCGUCCCCCAAACUACCAUCUGCGCCGCUUCAAAAUGCUCACAAGGAUGUAAACUCAUCCUCAUACCCUGAAUCAUCUUCGAAUGCUUUUUGGAGUCGGGUCAACAGUAUGUCUUCUAUGACCGCUGCCGUUGCAUAA
Messenger RNA from Malassezia globosa CBS 7966, 1305 nucleotides. RefSeq lists its product as uncharacterized. The record is from RefSeq and is a predicted model, not a curated record. The transcript has a single exon. Gene Ontology annotation, biological process: regulation of DNA-templated transcription. The coding region runs from base 1 to 1305 and encodes 434 amino acids. NCBI's taxonomy places the organism in Eukaryota, Fungi, Basidiomycota, Malasseziomycetes, Malasseziales, Malasseziaceae. Gene Ontology annotation, molecular function: DNA-binding transcription factor activity.